AUGAAAACUGAUCAAUUGUGUAUUGGUUUUAAUUUAUUUUUUCAAUAUUAGUUCCAAAAUAUAAAUACUGCUAAUUCAAAAUAAAAUUUAGAGAAGACAGAAAAAAUAAUUGAAUAAUGGAAUAAAUUAACAGAUGAAGAUAAAAUGUAUUGGUAAUAAAAAGAGGAAGACUUAAAGUCUGAAAUAAAAAAUAAAAACAAUUCAAAACCAAAUCUGUGUUAAAAUUAAGAACAAAAAGAUAUUGAAGAUAUAGAAAAAAAUAUUUUAUUGAUGAAAUUUGAUGAAGCUAAAUAAAAUUAUAAGAAAAGGAUUUAUGAGAGAAACUAAUAAAAUGAAGCAAAUGUGGCUGAUGAUUCUAAAGUUAAAAAAAUUACAAAUACAUAAAAAUAAAAAAAUAAUAAAAAUAACAAUUAAAGAAAAAAAUAAAAUAAUUAAGAUGACAAUUGUGUAGAAGAAAUCAAAAGAGGAAAGAAUUCUAAAUUUAGACAAUCAAAACGUGGUGGAAAAAGAAGAAUUUGA
Molecule: messenger RNA, 519 nt
Organism: Paramecium pentaurelia
Lineage: Eukaryota; Ciliophora; Oligohymenophorea; Peniculida; Parameciidae
Source: the annotation of a GenBank genome assembly